UAGAGACAAGUUCUCGUUAAGAUGCCUAGUGCCUCCGUAGGUUUCUGAGGCUGGCUUUGAACUUGUGAUCCUCCUGCUCCCACAGUUUAUAUUCUUGGCUCUCAAUCUGGAACUAUCCAACAAGGAAGGUUUUAAGUUCACUUCUUAAGUUUAGUUAUCCCACUAAUACAAUCUGACGAGACUGAAAAUGCAAAGAUGUUCAGAGCAACUGUGUGUAAGAGUUGCCACAACCAAAACUAAAGACACUAGAUAUAGUCUAAUGGCCAAACACAAAUUGAUGCAUAAGUGUACAUAAGUGUAUGGAAAAUUGUAAAUUUAAAAAUGAGGAUGCAAAAAUUAGACUUUAAAAGUUGAGUGAAUAUGGAGGAUAAUUAGCACUUUCCAACUUCUUGGAAGGCAUAUUCUUGGAAGGCCUCUGUACUGGAGAGAAUAUGACUGCUGGUUCGGUGUGUGUCCCUCAGAUCAUACCACUUCGAGUGCCUCAACCUGGAAAAGCAAAUCAUGAAAUUGAUAACAAUACUUUUUUGGAAAUGAAAUCAGAUACCCCAGAUGUCAACAUAUAUUAUACCCUGGAUGGCAGCAAACCUGAAUUUCUGAAGAGAAUUGGUUAUGGAGAAAAUAAUACGUUUAAGUAUACAAAACCUAUUACUCUGCCUGAUGGAAAAAUACAAGUUAAAGCUAUUGCAGUUUCUAAAGACUGCAGACAGAGUGGAAUUGUAACUAAGGUAUUUCAGGUAGAUUACGAACCACCAAAUACAGUUUCUUCUGAAGACAAUGUUGAAAAUAUUCUCAAAGUUUCUUCAAAGGAAUUAAAAAAUGGAUUUGUUGGACCAAAACUAAAGAAGAAAUAUAAGAACACUGAAAAUAAACCUAGUUGGAAUGUUAACCUUAGAAAGUUUCCAGACCUUGAGAUAGAUGAAAGAACUGACUCUAAAACACUGAAAGAUCUUCGCUUCUCAGAAAGCCCAUUAGAAAUCCCAGCUUACCAUGAAGGAUCAAGUUCUAGACCACCCACUCAACAGUCCCAGUCGCCUGGUUUUGCACACAUAACUGGCCAGAAAAGUCUGACAAGAACAGAGAUCAUGAGGAUUCAAAGAGAGACAGACUUCCUCAAGUGUGCCCACUGUCUGGCUCCCCGCCCAUCUGAUCCCUUUGCUCGCUUCUGUCAAGAGUGUGGUGCUCCUGUCCCUCCCAUAUUUGGCUAUCGUCUUCCACCUCCAGAAGGAGCGCAGAUGGGCUUGUGUGCAGAAUGUGGAAGCCUGGUCCCCAUGAACACGCCCAUCUGUGUGGUGUGUGAGGCCCCUCUUGCUCCACAGCUGUGGCCACAGGCAAGCCUCCACUUGAAGGAGAAAGUAGUCUGCCGCACCUGUGGCACAGGGAAUCCUGCUCACCUGAGAUACUGUGUCACCUGUGAGGGGACUCUGCCUUCAGCACAAGAGUCGAUAUGCAAUGGAGAUAAAACUCCUCCUCCACCCACCCAGAAAGGAGACACCAUUUCCUGCUUCUGUGGUCGCCAGAAUGUCUGCGAGGCGUCCUUCUGUGACUGGUGUGGAGCCACACUUAGAAUUCCUGCUACUCACUCUGUUUGCCCUAAAUGUGGAGCCAGCAAUCAUCUGUCUGCCCGAUUCUGUGGCUCCUGUGGAAUUUAUGUGAAGUCCAUGGCAAGAUUCAGCUGGGACAGCAGCCUAGCAACAGUUGCUGGAGCACCUCACCCUUUUUCUGAGCACCGAUCUGCCUGGCAGCCCCUAAAUGUUCCUUUGCCCAGAUCUGACCCUGAGGCAAAGAAGGAGAUGGGCACACAGACGGUUGGCCUGUUCUACCCAUCUGGCAGGCUGCUAGCAAAGAAGGAGCUGGAAAUGGUUUCUCAACAGCAGAGACAAGAGAAGAGGAGUGACCACAAGCCUCCCCUCACAGCCAUCAGCCCAGGAAGGGGAUACUGGAGAAGACAAUUGGAUCACAUCUCUGCUCACCUCAGGUCUUAUGCUCAGAACAACCCUGAAUUCCGAGCCUUGAUUGCAGAACCCAGGAUGGGAAAGCUUAUCUCUGCUACUGUCCAUGAAGAUGGCUGUGAAGUUAGCAUCAGACUGAAUUAUAUUCAAGUCUCAAACAAGAACCUAUACUUCAGCAAGGCGGUGAAUUUCAGUGACCAGUUUCUGAGCGGUGUCACUGAGGGUGGUAAUGGGCUAUACAGCAGCAGGACCAGCUUGGUGAGCGAUUACAGCCAGAGUAUCUUAGAUACCAAUGAAAAAAUCAAGAGGAUGAGGAAUCUCCAGAUCAAAAAAUUUCACAAAAAGAAAGAGCACCUUACACCUGAAAACAGACUCCUACUGGCAGAAGUUGGCCCGACAGGGGAAGGAAGAAUCUCUGUGCUUGAACAGCUGCUGGAGGAAGGAGCAGACCCCAACUGCUGUGACAAUGAUGGUCGACCUGCUAUUAUCGUAGCUGUUGUGAAUAAGCAUCAUGAAGCCAUUCCAGUUCUUGCUCAGAGAGGAGCAGACAUUGACCAGCCGUGGGGACCGCUCAGAAAUACAGCUCUUCAUGAAGCAACUCUUCUUGGCCUCACAGGAAGGGAGAGCAUCGUGACUUUACUAGGAUGCAAUGCAAGCAUCCAAAAGAAGAAUGCAAGAGGCCAGACAGCAUAUGACCUGGCUCUGGAAAUUGGGGAUGACCCCAUCACCUCACUCUUCAAUGCUAAAUUUAGCCAAGGGCUAGAGGACCAGCUCCCCCAACCUAGGAACCUCAGCCUGGAGGACUGUUAGACAUAAGGCCUCGCUGAAAGAAACCAUCCAGCUCUGGUUGUUCUUUGAUUCUAAAAUGUGUAUUUGAGCUUGGGAAUUGGGGUUGAGAGGAUUCGUAAGGUGUGUGUGUCUGUGUGUCUUUGUGUGUGUGUUACUGGGAAUUGGACCCAGGAUCUUGUGCAUGCUAAACAAGUAUUUUACCACUGAACUACAUCCCCACGCCUUUUUUAACAUUUUAUUUUGAUA
Messenger RNA from Ictidomys tridecemlineatus (thirteen-lined ground squirrel), 2984 nucleotides. The record is from RefSeq and is a predicted model, not a curated record. NCBI's taxonomy places the organism in Eukaryota, Metazoa, Chordata, Mammalia, Rodentia, Sciuridae.